Molecule: messenger RNA, 774 nt
Organism: Cryptomeria japonica (Japanese cedar)
Lineage: Eukaryota; Viridiplantae; Streptophyta; Pinopsida; Cupressales; Cupressaceae
Exons: 1
Coding region: 1-774 (257 amino acids)
Source: RefSeq, a predicted model, not a curated record
AUGGCGAGGACGGAAGGAAAAAACGCUCUGCAAAAUCAGUUACAUGUUAAUGGAGGAGAGAAUACUAGAAGGAGCACUAAGGCUCGUGAGACAAGUCGGGAGAUAAGCGAGAAGGAAGAAUUUGAAAUAGAUCUUACCAGUGAAUCAGAGGAGGAUAGAGAGCUUUGGAUGGAGCACACGAUGAUUGGCAGAGUGGUUGGGCCUCAGAUGAUUAGAUCUACCAUUAGAGAAUGGAUAUCUAAACAUUGGGGCCUGAGAUUGAUUGUAAAAUUCAUUCCUAGGAAUUUUUUCAUAGUGGUCUUUAAAGAUGGGAUGGAAAGAAAUAAGUUUUUGUGCAAGGAUAACUGGUUUAUCAAGGAACAUCCUUUGUAUUUACAGCCAUGUUUCCCAAAUUUUAAUCCACUCCCAUUGGCAAUAUAUGACAAACCGAUUUGGAUUAGGAUGUAUAAUUUGCCAAUGGAUUAUUUGGGAGAUAAGUGCUUGGAAAAAAUUGGUCGAUCGUUGGGAACAUUACUGGAAAUUGAUGAGGAGAUUAUUGAAGAGGAUAGUUACGUGUAUGCUCGGUUGAAGAUAGCGGCAGUCAAGGAGAUUCCAUCUCAAAUUUCACUAGUCACUUCGGUAGGAGUUUGGAUGCAACAGGUAGAGAUUGAGAAAGAAAUUGUCCCAUGCUCGAGAUGUGGUAGUAAAAUGCACCUAGAGGAGGAUUGUAGAAUGUUUGUCAGGAAGGCUAGAAGAAGUAACUUCCCAAACAGACAAACAAGAAGCGUUGGGUAG